AUGUCUCUGGACCAGCACUAUGAGGAGAAAGUGCGUCCCUGUAUUGACCUCAUCGAUACUCUGCGCUCACUGGGGGUAGAGGAAGACCUGGCUCUGCCUGCCAUCGCUGUGAUCGGGGACCAGAGCUCUGGGAAGGGCUCCGUACUGGAGGCCCUGUCUGGGGUGGCACUGCCCAGGGGGAGCGGAAUUGUGACCCGCUGCCCUCUGAUUCUGAAACUGAAGAAGGUGAAGAGGGACCAACCUUGGGCAGGAGUGCUAACCUAUAAAGUUAACAACAAAGCUUGCAAAAGUACCCUCAAGACUCCAGAAGAAGUUGGACGGGUAGUCGCAGAUGUUCAGGUGCUUGUCGCAGGGAAGGGAGAAGGGAUCAGCAAUGAAAUGAUCGCCCUGGAGAUCAAGUCCGCAGAUGUCCCUGAUCUGACUCUCAUUGACCUUCCUGGGAUUGCACGGGUCGCUGUUGGUAAUCAACCGAAAGAUAUUGGCAAUCAGGUGAGAGGAGAGAUAGGGAUUGAGGCGGUGAAACUCGUGAUGGACAUGAUCCUCAAGGGAGACGGAGAAGAUGAGGAUGACGUCCAGGUAGAUGAAGACAAACUUGGAAAUAAUGUCUCUCAGGACGUCAUUGAUCAGGAUUUGGAAGACAGCUGGAGCGUUAGUGAGGCCAAAAGGCAUGACCAGCUUAUGGAUAAUCAGAAGGCCACCAUCCCUUACCUGGCAGAAAGGCUCACCAAGGAGCUUGUUGAGCACAUAGCUAAAUCCCUCCCAAAACUGGAGGAACAGAUUGAUAAGAAGCUGGAGCAAACAAAUGGAGAGCUGAAGAACCUGGGAGAUGGGGUGCCUCAGGAUCAGGGGCAGAUGACUAACUUCCUGAUUGAGAAAAUUACCAAGUUCAACAGUCUUCUCCUUGAAGUGGCCCGGGCAGAGGAAGUUGUGGAAGAGGGUAACACCAGGGUGUUUACCAAAAUCCGAUCCGAAUUCAGCAAGUGGAAAGCACAGCUUGACAAGAAAGCCAACAAACUCAACCAGAGGAUUGAGGAGCAGGUGCAUGAGUAUGAGGUUAAGCACCGUGGUAGGGAGCUUCCUGGCUUCAUCAACUACAAGACCUUUGAGAUUCUGGUGAAGGACCAUCUCAAAAAGCUGGAGGAGCCUGUUGUGAAGAAAUUGAAGGGGGUCACAGCAUGUUCAAAGAGAAGGGGUGGGGUAAACAAUGUUGUCUACACCCAGGACAGCACCUACAGCCACAACCUGGAUGACAUAAGGAUGAAGGAGCAGGACGAGCAACAUGUGGCAGUUGCAGGAAGCGCAUUCCCAACAGUGCCAGAACAUAAAACCAGAAGCCUUGUCUACAGCACAGACAGCAAUGCCACUCUUCAGGAAAUGAUGGUCCACCUCAAAUCAUACUAUCAUGUAGCUGACCAAGUCCCGCCGGUCAUCCGCUACCUGAUGCUGCAGGAGUCGGCUGCGCAGCUACAGCGGGAGAUGCUGCAGAUGCUGCAGGACAAGGAGAACGCAGAGCUGCUGCUGAAGGAGGACUACUACAUCGGGAGCAAGAGGGCUGCUCUACAGAGCCGGCUGAAGCGCCUGACGGAGGCGCGCAACUACCUGAUGAAGUUCUAA
Molecule: messenger RNA, 1614 nt
Organism: Conger conger (European conger)
Lineage: Eukaryota; Metazoa; Chordata; Actinopteri; Anguilliformes; Congridae
Product: interferon-induced GTP-binding protein Mx-like
Exons: 11
Coding region: 1-1614 (537 amino acids)
Biological process (GO): defense response to virus
Cellular component (GO): nucleus; cytoplasm; membrane
Molecular function (GO): GTPase activity; GTP binding; microtubule binding
Source: RefSeq, a predicted model, not a curated record